This is a messenger RNA of Pocillopora verrucosa, 4371 nucleotides long. Its product is annotated as serine/threonine-protein kinase ULK4. Lineage: Eukaryota; Metazoa; Cnidaria; Anthozoa; Scleractinia; Pocilloporidae. Gene Ontology annotation, biological process: protein phosphorylation. Gene Ontology annotation, molecular function: protein kinase activity; ATP binding. The record is from RefSeq and is a predicted model, not a curated record.
UUGUUUACAAAUUUUAAAAUAUUUAUAGGGGACAAAUAUAUUAAAAAGGCGGGAUCUGCUACCUUUAUCAACAUGGAGAAUUACAUACUGUACGACGAAGUUGGUAGAGGAGAACACUCUGUGGUUUACAAAGGUCGUAAGAAAGGAACAAUUGAAUUUGUAGCGAUACACUGUGUUGAAAAAUGCAAGCGACUGGAGCUUCGAAACAUUGUCAGACUGACCCACGAGAUGGAUCAUCUAAAUGUUGUCAAAUUUCGUGAAUGGUACGAGACAACAAAUCACAUCUGGAUGGUGGUGGAGUUAUGUACAGGAGACAGUUUGGACGCCGUCCUGUCUCAAGAUAAACGUCUACCAGUGGAAACUGUCAGGCAAUUUGGAAUUGAAAUUGCAAAAGCAUUGUACUACAUUCACUCCCUUGGAAUUCUUUAUUGUGAUUUGAAACCAUCAAGGAUAAUGCUCGAUGGAGCAGGUGUCUUGAAGUUCAGUAACUUUGCACUGGCCAGAGUUGAAGGAGAGGACGACUUCUAUGACAGUUUACAAGAAGAACAAAAUUCUGACGACGAGGGCCAAAAUUAUAGAGAUACAGAGAAGGAUCAAAGCCAGCGACCCAAACCUUCACCCCACUAUAUGGCCCCUGAAGUACUCAGUGGGGGUCCUCAUUCUAAAGAAAGUGACCUGUGGUCAUUUGGGUGCGUGUUGUAUGAAUUGUUUUCAGGAGAAAAACCUUUUGUUGCAGAUUCUUUUGCAGAACUUGUCACAAAAAUUUUUCACGAAAAUGUCCCUCAUCUGAGAUUAGACAUGGAAGGUGCAAAAAAUGGAGCAUUACAUGACCUUGACAAUGUAAUAAAAAGACUGUUAGAGAAAGAUCCUACACAGCGUUUAGACUGGAAAGAUUUGAUAGUACACAGCUUUUGGCAAGGUGAAUUAGAAAAUCAGUUUAAAUCUGCUGAUGGAAUCAAAGGGGAAGCAGAAACUGAAGAUCAGCAAGAAUUAAAUGAUGAAGGAAAGAGUGAAGAGUUACACAGUGGAAAUGUUGGAGAAGAGAAAGAACAUGUCAAAACCAAGAGUGAUCAAUUACAUCUGCCAGCACAGAUCGUCAGGCAGGGAACAUAUACCUUCAGCAGCAGGCCACAUACAGCUGAUCCUGCUUCAGGUAGUAAGGAAAAUGAAUCUCUAGGCAAAACCCAUACAGUGGUCAGAAGAAAAACAUUAGAUGAUCAAGAUGAGAGUGAGUCCAACUCAACUAAAAAUGCAAAAAGAGAUUCAACAAAUGUAGUUUUUGGAACUUCAGAAUCAAAGAACAAUAAGUCAAACCUGGUGAAACAAAAUCGAACGUUCAAAAAAUCUGACUUCAAUAAGCUGAAACAGAAUGGACUUAAUCAAAGUGAAGCUCAGGAAUCUACAAGUUCAGUACUUCAGGAUCAGCAGGUUAAAGACAACAGAAGUCCAACUCAUAACAAAAUUUCAGAUUUAGUGAGUCAUCCAUCAGAUUUUAUCGUGACACCAAUUGCUGAUAACCCUCGCAUAAAGAAAUUUUCCCUUCCCAAAUGGGAUUCAAAGGCACUACCUUGUCAACCUCUAAAACCAGGAGAGCUUGUGGACCUUCCAAGAGAAAAAUUUGAAGAGCAUUUAACUUCCAUUAGCAGUUUGUUGAGUCAAAAUGACAGAGCAAAUGCUGGCCCUGUUGCCUCUCUUCACCGAAGCAAAUUACACACAGCAUCUUAUUUGGCAUCACUGUGCCGAGAUGGAGAGAUUGUUAAUGAAGUCUUUGAUUCAGAUUUUAUACCAGUGAUGCUGAGACAGAUCAAGUCUGGUUUUUCAGCUGAUUUCAAAUCAAGACUUGGAUAUGCUCUCAGUCUUUUAGCUGGUAAUGCUACAAUGAUUUCUGAGGACUUCAACAUGACAGAAGUGUUCACAGUAUUAACAGAGGUGAUCAGAGACAACUUUCGGAAUGCCAAGCUCAAGCAACAUCUUUUGCCUGCCCUGGGCGAGUUUCUGUUUUAUGCUGCGACUCAGGAGGAAAAUUUAGGAGGUGAAAUUCCACAAUGGGACGUUCCAGGAGUCACAUUCACUAUUGUCACCAGAUGUCUACAUGAGGGAGAAGAUAUCGCGGUGCAGCACUUUGCUGCUAAAGCCAUUGAGAACGUGGCGUCAACCCAUGGCAGACAUUGCACGAAAUUUGCCACAAAUGACACGGCUCAGCUUCUUUGGAAUUUCUUCACUCACUGUACCAUUGAUGCUCAGAAGGUGACAGCGAUUUCAGCGCUCAGUCGCUUGACAAUUAAAUCACCUACAGUCUUCCAACAUGUGAUUGAGAAGGCAGGUUUCAAAGCAGUAAGCACAGCCUUGGCCAGCAGCAUUCCUAAGAUCCAGCAAGGUUUAGUUACAAUGUUCGUCGUGCUGCUUUCUAACAGACCUCAGAUGCGAAGGCUUGUUCAAGAACGAGACCUGGCUACCAAGGGUCUUCAUCUGUUUGAGAGUCCAUCCAUGGUUAUCCGGGGAAAGGCCUUCCUUCUGGUCCUAACCUUGAUCCAGUCCAGCCCGGAAGCCCUCCUCAUGUGCUGCCAGUCCCGGCUGGUCAUGUACAUCGAGCGGCAGCUAAAGAGAGGUACCCCAAUUAAAGGCGAGAGCCGGGAGAAUCGAGACUAUCUUGUGCAGUGUCAGAAUAUUUGCAUGUCCGCCAUCGUUGAAGCGGUACCCGGGAUCCUGUUGGAUGUGUUGGCGUCUCUGGAUGCGGUUCAAGGAAGGAAGCACCCCUCGGCGAGUCACGCCAAGCAGCUGCGGACAAACCUUCCACUGUUGUCCAUCAUUCUGCACCUCGUUACAAGUCACGCUUUUCGUUCUCAAGUAACAAAUGAAGAAUUUCUCGUCAAUGUCGGCUUGCUUCUGUCGCAUGUGACUUCAAUUGAUUCUGGAAGCACCAGCAUUGGAUCAGCAGCGGGACCGAACGCAGCAGAAGACCUUAUCAGCGUGGUGUUGUCUAUUGCGGAAGCAAUCACGCAACACCCUCCUAUACUGCUGGAGUAUCACGCUGUUGUCACACAACACAUCCUGCCUCAUCUGGCUGCUCUGAUGAGCAGUACAAAUGGAGAUACACGAGUGUUAAGCUUCAGAAUGUUUGCCGAUGUAGCGUCGCUGUAUCUUGAUAACCAUAAUGUGUACAAUUCCUCCAGUGAUGUUGAAGAUGUGUUGAAAAGUACCAGCAAACUAAAUGAGGUUAUUAAUAAUCACUUACUGCCUCAGUAUCAUCUCAUCCUGCAAGACCAAGAUCCUUUACCAGCAUAUGGUCUUAAACUGUUGCUAUCUUUCUUGGAAAGAAGCCCCGACAUCAUCCACACAGUUGUGGAUCAAAAGCUUCUUCUUACCAUGUCCCAGAUCCUACAGUCCCACACCGACCGAGUCGACAGGGGAAUGGUGCUGAGUACAGUUGGUUUACUGGACUGUUUGGUUUCUGCCAAAGAUGUUGACGUUUCUUUGUUAUACGACCAAGGUUUAAUCGAUAUCCUCGUUUCCGUUUUCGUUGACGUUGCGUCGGCACAAAACGAGGAAAAUUUUACUGGAAAUGACCCCUCAGUGGCGCUGUUGCUUCCCCUUUUCGAUGCUUUGAAUAACACGUUGAAAUUCGUCUCCAGAGAAGUACGCAAAGCUCUGCAGGCGAAGACUGAGGCGAGACCAGACAACGAGGCUCAGACGCAACUGGCGGAGAAGCUCCUUGUGGAGAGUAAACCGCUGGUCGACAUGACUGGCUUGCUUAUCAACUUUCUCUGUCACGAGGACCUGGAUGUGAGAGACAGUUCUUGUAGGUGCUUGUAUCUAAUGGUGGAACUUUUUGGAGGGAUUUAUGAGGACUCUCUAAGCGCGGAAAACAUGGAGUGCUUUGCGGAGGCUUUGAGCGCCGCUGACGUUAAGAAACAAAAACAGCUUUUACGAAUUAUCAAACGAUUAGUUUCUCCCAAUAUACAGAGCAAUUAUUUGGAAGGAAACAGUUUGCAAAGACUCAUUCAUGUUCUGCAAGGACUGCCGACGGACUCCUCCAGCGCAGAAGGAUCGGCUGUUGGAAGCCUCAUAGGAGAAAUUCUUCUCAAAUUCGGCCAUGAUAAUUAGCCCCUCUGGCUGAGAUUAUGAUCUUAGCCGACAUAGAAGGGUUGUUGUAAGUUAUUUUUCCUGUGGUGUUAUCUCGAAUGCCACGCAGUAAAGUGUGUUCACUUCAGAUUUUGAUAGUGAUUAAUUCCCAAGGAGAGAAGGGGUAUUCUGGGGAUCUUCUGCCAGGGGAGGGGUUAUUCUGGGAUGCACCCCCCAGGUCAAAUCACUUACCACUUUCGACCGGAAAAAAAUGGAAAACAAAAACCCCAUCAUGAGACAACAGUAGAA